Messenger RNA from Naegleria gruberi, 2226 nucleotides. RefSeq names its product PX domain-containing protein. The transcript is spliced from 2 exons. The record is from RefSeq and is a predicted model, not a curated record. Lineage: Eukaryota; Heterolobosea; Eutetramitea; Acrasida; Naegleriidae. Gene Ontology annotation, molecular function: phosphatidylinositol binding; protein binding. Bases 1 to 2226 code for a protein of 741 amino acids.
AUGAGUACCAAUAAUAAUUACCACUUGUUGAAUACUACUUCUUCGUCCUCCUCAUCGACAAGACAUUCUACUUCGGGAGUGCCAAUAUCAUCUACCCAUACAACAACAACAACACCUAACAUUCAAAUUGAAAAUCCUAACAAUCGUAAACGAUCAGAUAGCCAGCCUGUUUCCUCUCCUCAAGUAAUUUCCAAUGCACUCUUACAACAAGAUAUCAAACGAUUGACUUCAUCAACUAAUCAAUUAAUACCUCCAUCAUCAUCAACAACAUCUAACAAUCAUAAUCAACACAACAAUGGAGGAGGAGGUGGAUUAUUUGCUCAUCUCAUUCCUCCCCUCUUCUUGCCUCGUUCUAAUUCUAAUAACAAUUUAAAUAAUAAUAACAAGGAUAAUCAAUCAUCAACAUCAAUUUUACCUUCACCUUCUAAAUUUCUACGAAAGAGAAGACAAACACUUCAACGAAAUAAUUCCAAUUUCAUCAAUGAAAAUCUUGUUGAUUGUUAUCUGAAAAGUGGAGUCGGAACUAGCAGUUAUACUUUGCAAGAUUCCACCAGUCCAACAAGUAAUAUAACAUCCUAUAGCAGUGCACCAACAAUUAAUGAUAAUUAUUACAAUAAUUAUGCUCUAUCACCAAAUGCUGAUCAAAAUGCAAAUCAGCAACAAAGACAUACUACUGUUGAUAUUAUUGAUAUUAUAUAUUGUGAUGCUUCAAUGAAUAUUCAAAUGCCAUAUUCUCAAUAUCAAAAUCAAUUAUCGAAGAAUUUAAAACCAAGCACUCCGAAUGUUGUUUCUUCUAAUCCAAUGAUUUUCAAUACCAACAAUAAUUAUUCUAAUAAUUUCAACAAUUACAAUAAUAAUAACUAUAAUAACAAUUAUAACAAUUAUAAUAAUUAUACAAAUACUUACAAUAAUUCAUCUAUUCCCAUUGAAGAACCAUUAUCACCCGGAGGAGGUAGAAGGAAUAAUAAUGAUGAAAUGACAAAGGGUGCACACUUGAUAUACUUGUUACGAGUUAGAAAGGGAAAUAAUUUCUCUCGUUCAUGGUGCAUAGAGAAGAGAUACUCUCAAUUCAGUAAAUUACACAAAUCACUCCUGAAAGAGCAUAGAACUAAAUUGAAAAAUUGUGAAAUUUCCAAAGACUUGGAACUGCCAAAACUUCCACCAAAAAUCUUGAUAGGUAAUUUUAAACCUGAAAAUGUACAAAAAAGAAAAGAGUCACUUCAAACGUAUUUGGAUUUAAUGUGCAAGGGUAAUUCUGAUCUGGAUUCAUACCUUACAAAUACUGUGAAGGAAUCAGAUUUUUUAUCAUUUGAUAGUGUGAUUGAAUUUCUGAAAUUGGAUUUGGAUCAAACCUCAAAGAUUUAUCAAUUACCAAAUGAUUUAUUCUUGAGAAUAUUUCAAUAUUGUAUUUUUGAAGAAAUAUUUCCUAUAUUAGCACUUACAUGUAAAUGGUGGUACAAGAUUAUUUAUCAGUCAUUUAAAUCAUUAGAUAUGGUGUAUUGUAAUGAAAAUGUAUUCUUCUUGAAAAAGUCAGUGGCUAUUGAUAUUAUUGAGGAUUUGACAAAUUUGAUUAUCCGUUUUAAUAAUCUAGUCAACUUGAGAUUGCAUUCAUUUUAUGAACUUGAUGAUCAAAGUUUGAAUGUAAUUGUUAAGAAUUGUAGAUUUUUAGAAAAUUUAGAAAUUGUAGAUUGUAAUUUAAAGACACCAAGUAUUCCUCUUUUCAGAUAUAGAAAUGUUUCUCUAUCAGAUAAUACUACAGUGAAAAUUAUUGACUUUUCAAAUAAUAGAAAUUUGACACAAAUUCAUUUCAAGAAUGAAAUGAUAGAGUAUGGUAAUAUGAAUAAUAAUAUUUACCUUACGAUGGGUCAAAACUUGUGUCACUUGGAUUUAACCAAUACAUGUAUUACAGAUUCUACACUUGAAGAAAUGUUAUCUCAACUCUUUGGAGUUUUACAAACACUCAAUGUUUCACAAUGUAAAAAACUCGUCAAGCCACACAUUGAAAUGAAACAUUUGGAAACUCUAGUGAUGAGAUACUGUUCAAAUGUGACUCAUCCAGUUAUCAAAUGUAGUGGAUUAUUACAUUUAGAUUUAAGUUAUUCGAGUGUUAAUGAUGAGGAUCUUUGGAAUGGCGUUCUGAAUCAACCUUAUUCAGAAAAGUCAACACAAAGAGGAAGAAUAUUCAGAUUCUCUGGUGCUCUCCAAAUUAUUCAGAUUGGAAAUUAG